Neurospora crassa OR74A is the source of this 4963-nucleotide messenger RNA. RefSeq names its product DUF1620 domain-containing protein. NCBI's taxonomy places the organism in Eukaryota, Fungi, Ascomycota, Sordariomycetes, Sordariales, Sordariaceae. The coding region runs from base 269 to 3187 and encodes 972 amino acids. Gene Ontology annotation, biological process: protein folding in endoplasmic reticulum. Gene Ontology annotation, cellular component: EMC complex. The transcript has 2 exons. The record is from RefSeq and is a predicted model, not a curated record.
GGUUGUUUCAACGUCACAAUCCGCCUUCCCAACGUUGAGAGGAGCCAGGCAGCUCCAUCCAAUUGUCCUCUCGCGUCAUCUGUCUCUUUGCACUGGGUCGGUGUUUUCUGCUGCCCAAUUCGAGCUUCUCUCAAGCAUCGUCAACAAAAUUGAUUGCUUUUGCCACGACACUUUCAAGCCACUCAAAUGCUAAUGGCGAUCGCGUUUCCGUAACUGCUCUUCUCCAACCUAUCAAUUCCCAACAUUCCUGGCCACGGGCCAAACCGAUAUGCACCUCCCGACCCAGCUAUCGGCGCUCCUCCUGGUCGCGCUGCCAUCUGCGGUGCGUGCUGUCUUCCAGGAUGAGGUCGGCCACAUCGACUACCAUUACGAACUCCUGGGCCUCCCCCAACGUGAAACCACCUUCUUCCACAAGCCGAGGCGAGACGACAAGGCGAGCCUGCUCUAUACACUAAGCGACGUUGGCGUGCUCGGGGCCGUCAAUCCCAGCAGCGGGGCCGUCCUUUGGCGACAACUGCUCAAUGGCACCAUCACGGACGGCGGCGGCUUCUUGCGCGCGGGCGAAGGCCAAAACUGGCUGGCCAGCGCCUACGGCCAGUCGGUACACGCGUGGGACGCCGUAAACGGGAGAAAUAAGUUUUGGAUGGACUUUGCGGGGGAGGUCAAGGACCUGGAGGUCAUGGAGAUGACUGAAAAUAACAGGAAGGAUAUCCUGGCUUUGUUCGACGAGAACGAGUCGACUGUGCUCAGGAGGCUGAGUGGCAACGACGGAAGGGUUGUGUGGGAAUAUAAGGAGACAUCCGGUGACGUGCCCCUUCAGGUCAGCACCAAUGUUGAGAAGGCCUUUGUCAUUAGUCUUCGCGGAUCUGCCGGUGCCUACAACAUCAAAGUCACCAUCCUCGAUGCCCUCAGCGGGAAGCGCGAGGAUGAGCUGGUGCUUGGAACCAAGGCGGAUGUUCACGAUAAGGACGAUGUCAUUCUCGUCGGUGCCAACUCUGCGGCUCCUAUUAUUGCUUGGACCGACGAUACUCGUCAACAGCUACGUGUCAGUGUUCUGGGGCAAAAGACACGGCAGGAAUUCGCCCUGUCCGCCGACACUAUCUCCGUCGAAAUCCAUGCUCCCCAUAUUGUCCAGUCUCAGCCGCAUUUCCUGGUGCACAGCAAAACCUCUACCGGCCAUACUGCUGAGGUGUACCACGUUGAUCUUAGGACAAACGUCAUCACCAAGGCUUAUCAGCUCCCUUUCACUUCUGGACCCGGCGCUUUCUCCACCAGCUCUAACGGUGCGAAUGUCUACUUCACUCGUAUUACUGACGAGGAGCUGGUCAUUUUCUCGUCUAUCUCGGACACCGUGCUCGGGCGAUGGCCCCUGAAGACGACCGAAUCCAGACUGGUUGCCCUCCAUGGAGUCUCCGAGGUUGUGAAGAAGGCCGGCACCGAUAGCUAUGCCGUCAGGUCGGCUGCUGUUACAGAUACCGACGAAUGGAUUCUUAUCCGUAACGGAGACGUCGUCUGGUCUCGUCCUGAAGGCUUGACCGGAGCUGUUGCGGCCACUUUCGUGGAGAUUCCUGAGAGUGAAAACCUCGCCAAGACUUUGGAACAGGAGGCUCACAGCAACCCUCUCGAGGCUUACAUCCAUCGCGUCAAGCGUCAUCUUGAAGAUCUCCAGUACUUGCCCACGUACCUUAACAACAUUCCUACCCGCUUGAUGAGCAGUAUACUUGGCACUGAGGUCUCUUCCCACGAUGUUAAGCUUGCCCGGGACAGCUUUGGUUUCCAUAAGCUGGUUGUUUUGGCUACAAGGCGCGGUAUGAUCUACGUCCUUGACGCCGGUGACCACGGAAAAAUCCUGGCUUCCAAGAGGGUCUUUGACCUACCCAAGGGCCAGAAGUGGGCUAUUGCUGGAAUCAAGGCGGAUGACUCGACGGGCAUUGUCACUAUCCUUGGAACGAACAACGAUGAGACAAUUGUCAAGAUUCUCCCGGGUACCUCGUUCAAUAUAGAGGUGUUAAGCAAGGGGCCGGAGGGAUCUCCUGCGACCCAGAGUGCUGCUCUUCUCAACACCGUUUCUGGACCUCGUCUCUUCCCCGUUGGUUCGGAUGGUGAACUUCAAGGCCUGACCUCCGACAUACUCCCUAACCAGGUUGCUGUGGUCCGCGGCUCCGAUAGAGAGUUGAAGGGCGUAGCGAUUGCUGACGGAAAGCAAACCGUCUCUUGGACUUUCGUGUUGCCCAAGUCUCAGAGAAUCGUCGACAUUGCUGCCAGACCUUCUCAUGACGCCGUUGCCUCCAUUGGUCGCGUCCUCGGUGACCGAACUGUAAAGUACAAGUACCUCAACCCCAACACCCUUGUUGUUGCCGCAGUCGAUGAGAGUACCAAGAUUCCUUCUCUUGUUAUCUAUCUGCUUGACACGGUCUCCGGACAGAUCUUGGCCUCCUCGAAGCACGAGGGCGUUGACCCCAGCAAGCACAUUGAGUGUGCCAUGGCGGAGAACUGGUUUACUUGCACCUACUUUGGCCAGUACCGCCUCAGAGACGGCGCCCAAUCUCUCAAGGGAUACCAGAUCGUCGUCUCCGACCUUUACGAGACAGACAAGCCCAACGAUAGAGGUGUCCUUGGUGACGCCGAGAACUUCUCCUCUCUUGGGCCCAUCGAUGCUCCGGGUGACGUCCCUCUGCCCUCGGUCGUCUCCCAAACCUUCAUUCUCAGCGCUCCCAUUUCCGCGCUGGAGGUCACGCAGACCAGACAGGGUAUCACUUCUCGCCAGGUGCUGGCUUACCUCCCGGAGAAUCACGGUAUCGUCGGUAUCCCGCGCAUGGUCCUCGAGCCCCGCCGCCCUGUUGGCCGUGACCCUACCGCCGCCGAGGUCGAGGAAGGCUUGAUCAAGUACCACCCCGCCAUUGAGAUUGACCCCAAGAGCGUUCACACCCACGAGAGGGACGUUAUUGGUGUGCAGAAGAUCAUUGCCGCGCCGGCAGUUGUGGAGAGUACCAGCUUGGUGUUCGCUUAUGGCAUCGAUGUAUUUGGGUCGAGGGUAGCGCCGAGCUUCCUAUUUGAUAUUCUCGGCAAGGGCUUCAACAAGGUCACUCUUAUUGGAACUGUAUUGGCGAUUACGGCUGGUGUGAUGAUUUUGAGCCCGAUGGUUCGGAGAAAGCAAAUCAACGCGCUUUGGGGUGCUCCGAUGUAAAAGUAGGUUUCAGGUUGGUGUAUGGCUCCCACUGAAAGUGGCGGCGCUUUAAUUACAUAGAAGGAUUACACAUAAAGAUGGAACAGAAACGUUUUAAUGACAUGAAUUUAGCAGUGCAUACCUGUUUUGGGGCUCAAAUAACUGGGUUCGUAAGUUUCGAUCCCUGAAUGGCCAUUCAGUAGAGCUAUGUGACGUUCUUCAGUCCAGUAUGGGCCAGUAUGUGUAAAUAUUUAUCACAUCAAUUCUUUACAAUGAUUCUCUGCUCUUUGCGCAUCUCUCCACAAAUUCUUACAGUUAUCUUUCGCGAGACCUUUCAUUGUUCAUGCUUUAUCACCGCAUCCAUCACAUGGAACCUGGCUAUGCCAAUUCACUCCUUCCUUACCACAUUCUUCAUUUUCGGUCGCUCCACCCCACCCCACACAACAAUCCUCCAUUAUCAUAGGGAUCGAAGCCCUGUCGGGUUCCGACACUACGAACAGAGAAAUGGAAGGUCUUUCACCGACGGCGUCCAAUACCACUUAAGCUUCCUUGAAUACCUUCGUUAACUCUCCAGAGGUAACUUUUGUUUUUUGCCACUACCCAACAUUGACCGCCGCCUCUUCCCAUAAUGCUCAGCUUUUGCCCAACGAUUAUGAUCAUUCGUUGGAUAUCUUCGUGAAGCUUGCCCCUGGCUCCAUCAUGCAAUCUUCACAACCCGGCCAUGCCAGUCCGCUAUUUUCUAGAAUUUUCAAAUUCCGUGAAUGACAAGAUUUUGCUCGGGCGGAAAACUCGGUGACGGUAGUCGCUUGUGUAUGUAGUCUGGAUUGUUGUCAUUCUGCUCGUUGCUUCUCUGCCGACGAAGAGCGCGAAACGUAAGUAGCACCACGGCGCUUGAUUUGACAUCACCUGGUUCAUCUGUCACACCGCACCAUGAUCACCCAUGUAUCAUCCGAAACAACUCGACGCGGCUUGAUAGCCUCUCAUCCAGUCAUCAUGGAUACUCGUGCCCGCCCGCACGGCCUUCCUCCUUACUCAUUCGGACCGCCUUGCUUACCCCCAUGGCAUCUAUCAGUGAGAGACGAGCCUCUUCAUCUUCUACAGCCUCUUGACUAUUCACUCCCUAGCUAGGCGUCAAGUCUGCCCGCCUCAUGCCGUCUUACUGUCCAAUAAGGUGACAGAUAGACCAGGCACAAGGAACUGAGUGAACGGCUCGACGUCCCGGCCGAGCUGAAGCCAGACGUGAUACUGCCCGUCCUCCAUGCCGAUUCGACUUUCGAGGCUCCACAAACACCAGCCCAUUAUAACCAUGCCCUUGAUCGUCUAGGAUUUUGCCGUCCCGUGGUUUCCGCCGGAGCCACUCAGUCAUGAAUCCAGACUCUGGGUAACCUUCACGCCCUUCUUCACCGAACAACUGACCAGUCGAACUUGGAAAGUGAAGCCGACACCUUCCUCUUCGACACCAUCCCCGACAAGGCAACCGCACUUGUCAAAACGAUGACUCGCGAGUACGCGUUCUUGAAAAGAUUUCUCUCCUUGUUCGCCCCAUUGGAUAGAGCUCUCUGAAACUUCGGGGCCAUCGUGGCGAUUGUGUGGGGUUGCCACAAGUACUCAACACUUGGGGCUUUCGAUUUGGGCGAGCAUCGGAGUAGUUGUAAGAGAACGCGUCAUACGCGUAUAUGAAGGUGAUCAUGAUGGUGGGCCGAUAGCGUUGACGAGGUGGAAGAGCCUGGACAAGGAGCAGCACUGCCACAUCCAAGAGCUGCUAAGAUGCUACGCCUUUAGUAUUACUAAGGACCG